Macrosiphum euphorbiae (potato aphid) is the source of this 576-nucleotide messenger RNA. NCBI's taxonomy places the organism in Eukaryota, Metazoa, Arthropoda, Insecta, Hemiptera, Aphididae. The record is from the annotation of a GenBank genome assembly.
AUGUUGGCACAUGAAGCAGUAUGGAAGCAGUAUGGUUUUGGUAAGGCCAGGAAUACGCCAGAAUUUGGUAAGUGUAACUUUGGUAGUAAGCCCACAGCACUUGCAGUGUUGAGUCAAACACAGACUACAUCACUAUUGAAUCAGACUGAACAGCAUAUUACGGAAAUUUUUGGAUCUACUCUUGAUGCGUCUGUAUUUGGUAAAUGUUGUCAGACAACUAACGUACUCCCAGAAUUUGACGUACUAAUUUUCGGGAGGAUAUUAAAUACCACUCAACCCAGUCAAAAUGUAACUGAUUGGGCUGAGGAUGGCUAUAAUGAUAUCCUGGAACCUCACAUGUUGGCACAUGAAGCAGUAUGGAAGCAGUAUGGUUUUGGUAAGGCCAGGAACACGCCAGAAUUUGGUAAGUGUAACUUUGGUAGUAAGCCCACAGCACUUGCAGUGUUGAGUCAAACACAGACUACAUCACUAUUGAAUCAGACUGAACAGCAUAUUACGGAAAUUUUUGGAUCUACUCUUGAUGCGCCUGUAUUUGGUAAAAGUUGUCAGACAACUAACGCUCAUCCAAUAUUUUAA